Molecule: messenger RNA, 4266 nt
Organism: Anneissia japonica
Lineage: Eukaryota; Metazoa; Echinodermata; Crinoidea; Comatulida; Comatulidae
Product: DNA repair protein RAD50-like
Exons: 3
Coding region: 288-2252 (654 amino acids)
Biological process (GO): vesicle-mediated transport
Cellular component (GO): membrane
Source: RefSeq, a predicted model, not a curated record
AGCUUGUCACUGUACUGUAAUGUAUCGCUACAGUACAGUAUAACGAUAAUGGUAAUACUAACUCUUUCCGGUUGACGGAAUACGUGGCCAAAACUGUUCUAUAUAAUAAUCCAUUGCCGUAGUGGUUUAUUCUUCAAAUUGCUAGGCUAUUAAUAGUUUAAUCUGACGUUGCUUCCUGCUAGUUUGAGCUUGUGUGUAGGAGGGGUAAACGUCGCCACAAACCUGUAAGAUCAUCGAUACGCCAGCUACUACGGUACCGUACCAUCUGGCCUAGAUUUUUGUUAAACAUGCAACAGAAUCAAGCAAUAAUCGUGUGUAGCGUCUACCAAUCGGAGACAAGUGAAUCUAUCGUUAGACUUAUCAGAGACUUAUGUCCCAGUCAAGAAAUUAUAUUUCAACCACUUCAGAAGACAACUCAGUUCGACGGCAAGAAGGUUGUCUUUUGCCAUUCUAGUUGUAGUGGACGUCUGGCAUUGACUGAUGUUAACGACUCGAUCUACGACAGUGCUGUCAAAGAUGCCAGUAGGACUGUUGGUAAAGAAAAUGUUGCCUUUGUUGUAACUGAUGUUGAAGCAACAGAUGUAUACCUCAGAAGGAAGAUGAUCACGCAGACACAGCAUACUUUGGUGUCAGAAACUAACUUGCUUUUACUGUUAGGCAAAGUCGACGACAUUGAUGGUGAGGUCUUAGGCCAGUUUAAAGAGUUUCUGACGAUACAUUCACCCCAACGCCGACCAUUUCCCCCACAGGAUGGGCCUAAUCAACCACCAUAUUAUGAUUUACUAAAAUUGCUUCCACAAUUUGCAUUUAUGGUUAUUAUAAUUGCGUGUUUUGUGAGUGUCAAUUCCAGACUAGACCUCUUUCAGAGCCACAUCAACAUGCUGCGACAAGAGUCGUUUGAUCGAAUACAUCAUCUUGAACAAACUCUUGAAGUGGAGUUUCAAAGUAAAUUAGAAACUAAGAUGGAAGACUUGCGAAAAUCAUUAACAGAAAAAAUGGGAUAUCAUACAUCACAGUUGCAAAUUGAUCUGCGCCAUCGGAUCGAAGAUGUGCAAACAAAGGUAUCAAAUAAAUUGCAGACAGAACUACAGAACCACAGUAAUGUGCAGCGUAUGCAAGCAGAUCAUAUUAAUCAAACACUUAUUUUUUUACAACAAACAGUUAACAUGACGCUGAAACAGAGUAAUGAUAAAACGACGUUGGAAACAUUAUUGCGGGAUAAUAUCAACGAUUUCAAAAAAGAAUUUCAAAAUGAACUAGACUCUAAGAUGGAAGACAUCCAAAGUUCAUUAUCAAGGGACAUGGAAAAGCAUAGAUCAAUGUUGACUGAUCUCGCUUCUCAAAUCACCAAUUUAGAAUUUGGUAUACAAACAGCAAUAAAGGAAGGACACAGGCAAGAACAAGAUUCACAGUAUUCAGAACUACUAAAUAUAACCAAAGAUUUUCAAAAUAACUUACACUCGAGGAUAGAGGAGAAAAGCUCACAGUUGCAAACUGAUCUGCGUCAUCAGAUCGUUAGUGUGCAAACAGUUGUAUUGAAUAAGUUGCGGACAGAACUAAAGAGCCACAGUAGUGCCCAGCGUAACGACUCCACUAUGCGAGCGGAUGAUAUUGAUCAAAAACUUGUACUACUACAACGAUCAGUGAACAAGACGCUGGAAUUAAGUGUUGAUAAAACGACAUUGGAAAAUGUGUUGCAGAAUAAAUUGAACGAUCACGAAGUGCCGUUUCAAAAUGAACUAAAAACUAAUAUGAAAGAAAUGCAAAUUUUAUUAACAGAAAACAUGGAAAAUCAUAAAUCAAACUUGACUGCUCUCGCUUCUCAAAUCACCAACAUACAAACAGCGAUAAUGGAAGGACACAGGCAAGAUCAAGAUUCACAGUAUUCAGAACUAAUAAAUGUAACCAAAGAUAUUAGGAAUAACUUACAAUCGCGCAUGGACAAUAGCUCACAGUUGCAGGCCGAACUACAUAGUACAGUCAACGAUAUGCAGACGAGAAUAGAAGGUCGAUGUUCAGAAUUACAAGACCUAGGAAAAGAAGUCCAAAGUAUUCAUACAAGAUUACAAAACUUACAAGACAGUGUGGGAAGAUUGAAGUCAGAAUUGACAGAGUUUAUAACGAAGAGAGUGACAGGUCAAUGGAAUUAUAUCAAGAAUUCUUUUGAAGACCUAAAAUCUAGCUUUCAAAAUAGUAUGGAAAAUCUCAAAGAUCAAUUAAAAAGCAUAGAAAGUAAACUUAAAGAUGAUUGAACAAAAUUAUAGAGCAGGAAGGAUUGCGGUCAAUCUAUAUAAUCUUAUGUUGUGUCCAAAGACAUCAGUCACAGUGAUACUUCAAAUGACGUAGCAAAUCAAGGUGCCCCAACAUUAAUAAAUAACAUGGUGGUCUUACGUAAAAAUUACAGGCUAAAUUAGAAAUAAGAGUAGGGAAAUUCUUAGUUCACUAAAAACAGAUCAGGUCAAAGGUAACGUUAAAAGAAUGACAUGGAAUUUCAUAGCCAACAUGAAUUAGUAGAUGGUAAUGGGUAACCCAUGCGUGAUUAUGCGUAUUUGACUGGUACGUUUUUAAUGCGUAGAGUUUUUUUGUUUAUUGUUUUUUCUUUGCGUUAAAUAGGCCUACCGUUUUUGUUUAUUAACUGGUACGCUAAAUAAACGUCGUAACAUGUUAAUUCAUAUAUUAGACGGGGUUUAGCCAAGAUAUCAGUAGCUAAAAUUAAUAAAUAAUAGAAAACACAUAGUUGAUAUUCUGUUGACUAUCCGGUAGCCGUUAGGCACACUUGUCGAAACUACUCACACAUUCUUCAAAAUAUUGUGAUUUCAAUUGAUGACAUUACCCUAAUAUCCACCCCUAACACUGGCCUGCAACAGUUUGCUGGUGUCUGUGAAUCUUUUGGCAUGAAUCAUAAUAUUAGCUUUAAUCACAAGAAAACUAUAUGGUAUGGUCUUCUCACUUAGAAAGACGUCUGAUGGCUUACAUAAAAUUAAAUUCUGUGGCAAUGAGCUAAAGAUUCUUCAAGAAAGAUAGGCCUACUCAAGAUAUAAGCGACAAUAUAGAUCCACGUUUAUAAGAGCGAAUAUUAUGUUAAGUCGUAAAUUGAGCAAAUGCUCAAAUGGAGUAAAAAGCAGUCUAUUCUGCUCAGUUUGUGCUACGUAAUGCAGUGGUCUUUGGGCCAACUAUACACUGGUUAAUAUUAGAGAGCUUCAAGUAUGUUAUUGUAAUACAUUAAGAAAACUCCUUGGUCUGCCAGUCAACUGUUUGUCUUAGAUAAUGUACCUUCUUUCUAUGAAUUUAGAAAUAAACAAGUUAGUUAAAACAGUUUAUAAAUAUUGUCUUUUUUGGCUUUUUUGUUAUGCUAUUUUCUGUGUUCUGCUUUUGUAAUGUUCUUUUUGUAUUAUGUAUUUCAUAUGGCUUUUAAUUCCUGAAAUAAAGAUUUGAUGAUGAUUAUGAAUUGAUUCCAGUUACUAUAAAUAGCAUAUAAAAUGUAACAUCCUCUUUUAUGAUCCUGGGUCAUCCAAUUCCAUCCUAGUCACUGAAUUUUCAUUGUGGAAGUUGAUGCAACUGUGAAGCAAUUAAUUUUAUUUUCAUUUUUUUAACAUGCGGGUGUGUUAAUGUUAUAAAGGAUACAGUCAUAAAGCACUGUCAACAUUACCAUAUUAUUUUAUGUAACAAAUAAAUGUAAUGUCUACAAAUUUGUCACAUAAAAUGUAAUAGUACGUGUGAACGCUUAUUUCAAUGCAUAUCAUAAUAAGACUCAUAGUUUAGCUACAAUAACCUCCUUAUAAAUUACAUUUUGAUUAUUUUAACAUGCAUGUAAAUAAUAAAGUAAUCAGUACUACAUUGAGACAUCUGCGGAGUAUUUGCUUUGGUUUUACGUCAAUUUCCAUACAUUUAAUCUCUUUAUUCAAGUUACUAGUCGAUAUAUUCUGUGCAUACAUUUACUGUACAACUAAAACAAUAGAAAGAAUUCUUUUACAAAAAUAAUUCAAGCUUCAAAUAUCAUUUUUACAAGUUAAAAAGUACAUAUGCCACCAGGAAAGACAAUAAGAUGGCGUCACAUUGUUAUUGCAUACCUACUGUGACGUCAGACUAAAAUAUAUCAAGGUAGAAGGUAGGUGGAAUAGCAAAGGCACGUUGAUAAUAUCAAGGUAAAUAUUAGACAUAAGAUUUCUUUAAAAUAGAACAACAAAUAUACUGAUUUUACUAACGCGUUUCGUGCUCCUGAUUUGCAUCAACAUACAUAUUAGUAAACAGUCUAUAUCAUCGGUU